AUGGGCGUGAUAGCUCGGGCAAACGAAGCGCUGCAGGUCAACCCCAGCUUCGGGGGAGACUCACUGACUACGAAUGGCUCCGACUGGUUGUGGGCAGUGACGGCGAUAUAUGCCUUGUCUUUCUUGAUCUUCUUCGCAACCAGCUUCAAGCCCUUCUCUGGCGAGCGCAUCUUCCACUACAUCUUCACGGUGUCCCUGCUCGUCGGCACUAUCGCGUACUUCUCCUGGGCCUCGAACCUUGCUCAUGUGAUUAUCAAUGGGCGGCAGAUAUACUGGGCCAAGUAUGUUUACUGGGUUGUGGAAUUCCCUGCCAUCAUCGUCGCGCUUGGAUUAUUGAGUGGUGUCUCUUGGGCCACCAUUCUCUACAAUACCUUCCUGUCGUGGAUUUGGGUGAUUUCGUACCUCGUCUCUGCCUUCACCUUAAGCACUUACAAGUGGGGCUUCUAUGCAUUCGGCACCGUCGCUUGGCUUAUCCUUGCCUUCAACACCUUGUCCUCUGGAGCGUCUUCCGCAAAGCGCGUCGGAGUAUCCGGACACCACUCGUUCCUGGCCGGCUGGACGAACCUGCUGUGGCUUCUGUGGCCCAUCGCCUUCGGCGUCUCGGACGGCGGAUACACUAUCGGCGUUACCCCAACUGCCAUCUUCUUCGGCGUUCUCGACGUCCUCUUGACACCUGUUCUGGCCUUUGGCUUCCUCGUCCUAUCCCGUAAGUGGGACUAUAACAAACUGAACCUCGCUUUUACGCGCUACGGCCGCGUUAACGAUGGCGGUCACUUUCCCGAGAAAGCCGCUGCUACCCCAGCUCAUGGCGGCGUGUCGACUACUGCGCCGGCACCUUAA
Molecule: messenger RNA, 840 nt
Organism: Neoarthrinium moseri
Lineage: Eukaryota; Fungi; Ascomycota; Sordariomycetes; Amphisphaeriales; Apiosporaceae
Exons: 3
Coding region: 1-840 (279 amino acids)
Cellular component (GO): plasma membrane; endoplasmic reticulum
Source: RefSeq, a predicted model, not a curated record